Messenger RNA from Cuscuta europaea, 578 nucleotides. The record is from the annotation of a GenBank genome assembly. NCBI's taxonomy places the organism in Eukaryota, Viridiplantae, Streptophyta, Magnoliopsida, Solanales, Convolvulaceae.
CGAUCGAGGUAUGCCGACUAGACUGAAGGGUAAAUUUUAUAGGACGGCAAUUAGGCCUGCAUUACUGUAUGGCGUAGAGUGUUGGGCGGUGAAACAAUGUCACAUUCAAAAGAUGAGUGUGGCAGAGAUGCGCAUGCUGCGUUGGAUGUGUGGGCAUACUAGGAAGGAUCGCGUGAGGAAUGAGACAAUCAGACAAAGGGUGGGAGUAGCACCUAUUGAAGACAAGAUGCGGGAGUCGCGCCUACGGUGGUUUGGUCAUGUGCGUAGAAGACCGUGUGAUGCACCUGUCAGACGAGUCGAGAUGUGUGGAGAAGAGGCAGAGAAGAGAGGGAGAGGAAGACCCAAACAGACGUGGGUUAGGGGAGUUCGAAGUGAUAUGCUUCUUCUGGGUUUGGAUGAGGGCAUGACUUUGGAAAGAGCUAAGUGGAGAGCGGGUAUUCGUGUGGAGGAGUGAUCUCGUAUCAUCUUUUUCCCUCAUCUUUUUUCCUUGUUUUUUAUCCUUAUAUAUAAACAUUAUUUUUAUCCUUUUUAUUUAAUCAUUUUUAUGUAUAUUCAUCUCUUUUUAUAUUAUCUUUUUA